AUGAAAAUGAAUGUGGUCGAUGACCUCGUAAUUCGAUCCGAACCAGCUUACACUGAAGCCGAUCCCACUCCUGACGCAAUUGGUCUUGAGUUUGUGCGUCAAUAUUACACAAUUCUAUCCAAGUCUCCCGGAUGCGUGCAUAAGUUCUACAGCCAUGAAUCGGUAUUCGUGCACAAUGACGUAACCGUGAUAGGACAGCAGAAGAUCAAAAAUUGCAUCGAACAGCUGGUGGAGGCAAACAAUAGAUUCAAGAUCCAUUCUGUGAAGGGAUCGUUUACAUCUCAUAAGGGGAUCGUCCUGCAAGUUUGUGGCGAAGUCGCCACUCGUCGCUUCUUCCAAACGUUCAUCUUGGGACAGCAAAGCGCGAAGAAAUUCUAUGUGCAGAACGAUAUCUUCCAAUUCCUAGAUGUGGCAUUCCAUAGUGAAUCGCAGGGUUCUCCAGCACCUGCAGCUCCUAACGAGGCCGCUGUCACAGAGGCACAGUCGGUUGAUAUCGAUCUCGUACAAAAUGGCCACAAUCAUUCUCAUUCGUCGAUAGCCCUUAGUUGUGAGGAAACGCCUAUCCUAACAAGUGUUGUUUCUCAUGCAAAGGCUAGUCCAACCAAAAACCCACCUGCACUGGCAACUGAAGUUUGUGCGUCAAUAUUACACAUUCUAUCCAAGUCUCCCGGAUGCGUGCAUAAGUUCUACAGCCAUGAAUCGGUAUUCGUGCACAAUGACGUAACCGUGAUAGGACAGCAGAAGAUCAAAAAUUGCAUCGAACAGCUGGUGGAGGCAAACAAUAGAUUCAAGAUCCAUUCUGUGAAGGCGAUAUGCUAUACGAAGUUAUUACGAAUCGUCCUGCAAGUUUGUGGCGAAGUCGCCACUCGUCGCUUCUUCCAAACGUUCAUCUUGGGACAGCAAAGCGCGAAGAAAUUCUAUGUGCAGAACGAUAUCUUCCAAUUCCUAGAUGUGGCAUUCCAUAGUGAAUCGCAGGGUUCUCCAGCACCUGCAGCUCCUAACGAGGCCGCUGUCACAGAGGCACAGUCGGUUGAUAUCGAUCUCGUACAAAAUGGCCACAAUCAUUCUCAUUCGUCGAUAGCCCUUAGUUGUGAGGAAACGCCUAUCCUAACAAGUGUUGUUUCUCAUGCAAAGGCUAGUCCAACCAAAAACCCACCUGCACUGGCAACUGAA
Messenger RNA from Ostertagia ostertagi, 1173 nucleotides. The record is from the annotation of a GenBank genome assembly. NCBI's taxonomy places the organism in Eukaryota, Metazoa, Nematoda, Chromadorea, Rhabditida, Trichostrongylidae.